CGACUCACUGUUUAAAGCUUUUUAUUUUCCACACAGACACCCACACUUUCUCUCUCUACAAGACUAGAACUUUAACGCGUCCGUGCCUCCGUGGGGUAACCUCUUUACUUUCUCUCUCUACAAUACAUACAAUAUUAUUCUCUUUCUGGGUAUGUUUCAUCUUUCAAUUUUAGAGACUGGGUCUGGUUUGUUAUCAUCGAAAUCAGCCUAAAUUCCCUAACUUUAUGAAUCCUUAUAUACACCCAUAUAUAUAUAUAUUGAUAGUGAUAAUAUAUAUGUUUAACCGUUUUUAGGGCUUUUUGACUUGUGGGUGUUUAUCAAGUUGUAAUCUUUUUAAGCCUCUUGAAAUACCCAGAAAGGAAUUUUGUGUAAAAAUUGUGGAAGAUGAAAAGAAGUAAAGUUGAUUUGUUGUUGAUUUUGAAGCAAAAAAGAUCUAUACAUGUGCUGAUAUUUUUAGGGAUUAUCUAUUUGUUUAUGGUUGGUUUAGAAGUGCCUUUUGUAUCGAAAAUAGUUAGUCAAGAAGAAGAUAAUGAUAAUAGGAGUGAUUCUAGUGGUUUUUUCUUUAGUGAUAAAAUGACUAAAAAGCCUUUUGUUGCUUUAGAUAGUGAAGAGGAGCUACAGGAUAAGAAAGCCCCAAUUAGACCUUUAGAUUUCCCCCAAAUAGUUGCAAAAACUCCUUCGAAUUCCCGGCAUUCGCGGAGAAUUCGAGAGUUUAAGGUUUUGUCAAGUUUGAAUUUUGAUGUUAAUAGUUUAAAUGGUGAACCGAAAGAGGGGUUUGGUGGGAUACAAAAGUCUGCAACUGAAGCAUUUUCGGUUGGGAAGAAGUAUUGGGAAGAACUUGAAUCGGGUAAACUUAAGUUACCGUCUGAAAAGAGGAAGAAUCAAACUCGGGAGAGUUGUCCGAAUUCGAUAAUGUUAUCGGGGAAGGUUUUCCGAGAGAAGGGAAAUAUUAUUGUGCUUCCUUGUGGGAUGACAUUGGGAUCACAUAUAACACUUGUUGGUAGGCCUAGAGAGGCACAUGCAGAGCAGAACCCGAAGAUUUCAUUGUUGAAAUCGGGUCAGUAUUUGAUGGUUUCACAGUUUAUGAUGGAGUUACAGGGUUUAAAAACUGUUGAUGGGGAAGACCCACCAAGGAUUUUGCAUUUUAAUCCCAGGUUGAAAGGUGAUUGGAGCGGAAAGCCCAUAAUUGAGCAGAAUACAUGUUAUAGGAUGCAAUGGGGAUCUGCUCAUAGAUGCGAAGGAUGGAAAUCUAGGGCUGAUGAAGAAACUGUUGAUGGUCAGGUGAAAUGUGAGAAGUGGAUCCGUGAUGACGAUGAACACACAGAAGAGUCAAAAUCAAGCUGGUGGUUGAAUCGGCUAAUAGGUCGAACCAAAAAGGUUACUUUUGACUGGCCUUACCCUUUUGCAGAAGGGAAGCUAUUUGUCCUGACUCUUAGUGCAGGAUUAGAGGGGUAUCAUGUUAAUGUUGAUGGACGACAUGUUACUUCGUUUCCUUAUCGAACUGGCUUUGCGUUGGAGGAUGCCACUGGACUGGCUUUAAAUGGAGAUAUUGAUGUGAACGCUGUAUAUGCUGCUUCCCUACCCUCAACACAUCCUAGUUUCGCUCCUCAACGACACCUGGAAAUGUCAAUCAAGUGGAAGGCCCCACCUCUUCCAGAUGGUCCCAUUGAUAUGUUCAUUGGCAUUCUUUCAGCAGGAAAUCAUUUUGCUGAACGUAUGGCUGUCAGGAAGUCCUGGAUGCAGCAUAACCUUAUUAAGUCGUCACACGUUGUUGCUCGUUUCUUUGUUGCAUUGCAUGCAAGAAAGGAAGUGAAUAUUGAGUUGAAGAAAGAAGCAGAUUUCUUUGGCGAUAUCGUGAUUGUGCCUUACAUGGAUAAUUAUGACCUUGUAGUGUUGAAAACUGUUGCAAUAUGUGAAUACGGGGUUCAUACCGCAUCCGCCAAGUAUAUCAUGAAAUGUGAUGACGACACAUUUGUUAGAGUUGAUGCUGUUCUUAAUGAAGCAAAUAAAAUUGGUGAUGGUAAAAGCCUGUAUGUGGGAAAUAUCAAUUAUUACCAUAAACCCCUACGAUAUGGUAAAUGGUCUGUAACGUAUGAGGAAUGGCCGGAAGAAGAUUAUCCACCAUAUGCAAAUGGUCCAGGCUACAUAUUAUCAUCAGAUGUUGCCGAGUUCAUUGCAAUGAAGUUUGAGAAACAUAAAUUGAAGUUGUUCAAGAUGGAAGAUGUGAGUAUGGGAAUGUGGGUAGAACAAUUCAACACCACAAAAAGCGUUGAAUACGUUCACAGUUUGAAGUUUUGCCAGUUCGGAUGUAUAGAAGAUUACUAUACAGCACAUUAUCAGUCUCCAAGACAAAUGCUUUGCAUGUGGAACAAGUUACAGCUCCAUGGCCGCCCCCAAUGUUGCAACAUGAGAUGACACCCACUCACUUUUUUCUUGUAGAUGAUGAUGAUAAAGUAGCUUCAAGAAAAAAUGUGGGCUGAUCAAGAAAGGCCCUUUCUGGAUGUUUUUUUAUUAUUUUGUUUCUUGUCCCCCCCUCUUUCUUAGAUGGGUAUUGUAUACAUGUGCUCCGGAGAAGUUUUGAUACCACAAAAUCUUGGGUCGUUGUAAUUUACUGUAGAACUUAAAUGAGAUGGAAAGAUUUUGUUGGGUUUUAAUCUAAAAGGCACGUCUUUCCCUUUUCAGAUCA
Molecule: messenger RNA, 2686 nt
Organism: Erigeron canadensis
Lineage: Eukaryota; Viridiplantae; Streptophyta; Magnoliopsida; Asterales; Asteraceae
Product: hydroxyproline O-galactosyltransferase GALT6-like
Exons: 6
Coding region: 385-2415 (676 amino acids)
Cellular component (GO): Golgi membrane
Molecular function (GO): carbohydrate binding; galactosyltransferase activity
Source: RefSeq, a predicted model, not a curated record